AUGGACCACAUCGGGCUCGUUGGGGCGCAUCUGCAGCAGGAGUCCAUCAGUUUCGGAAUCGACCAGAUUCUCAGCACAGUGGAGCAGAGUUGCAUGCUGAAUCCCGGGAUGCACGAACCGGAUUACGGACACCCGGUUUACAGCUGUAACGCCAACAACGGCUGCGCGUGCGCUGGCGGCGGAUACAACUGCAACAGCGCCUCGCUCGGAGGGGCUUAUCACAUGAACGUGCACGGGGUCAAUGUGAGCGGGACGCAUGCGGCCGGCGUUAUCCGCGUGCCUGCCCACCGGCCAGUGAGCGCCGGGAACGCUUGUAUGCCGCCGGUAACGGGAAGCGUCACCAACAUAAACGCUCUCACCUUCCCCUGGAUGGAGAGCAACAGACGGUACACUAAAGACAGGUUCACAGUGUCUCUGUCGCCCCUCGCCGUCACCCGCCGCGUGGGACACCCCUACCAGAACCGGACGCCGCCGAAGAAGAAGAAGAAGCCGCGGACGUCGUUCACGCGACUGCAGAUCUGCGAGCUGGAGAAGCGCUUCCACCGCCAGAAGUACCUGGCCAGCGCCGAGCGGGCCGCCCUGGCCAAAGCCCUCAAAAUGAGCGACGCUCAGGUCAAAACCUGGUUCCAGAACAGGCGCACCAAAUGGAGGCGUCAGACGGCGGAGGAGAGGGAGGCGGAGAGACAGCAAGCCAACCGGAUCCUCGUGCAGCUGCAGCAGGAGGCCUUCCAGAAGUCCAUCAACCAGCCGGCGACGCCGGACCCGCUGUGCCUGCAGAACAGCUCUUUGUUCGCCUUGCAGAACCUGCAACCCUGGAGCGAGAACACCGCCAAGAUGAGCAGCGUGUCGACCUGCGAGUAG
Molecule: messenger RNA, 861 nt
Organism: Phycodurus eques (leafy seadragon)
Lineage: Eukaryota; Metazoa; Chordata; Actinopteri; Syngnathiformes; Syngnathidae
Gene: tlx1
Product: T cell leukemia homeobox 1
Exons: 3
Coding region: 1-861 (286 amino acids)
Biological process (GO): regulation of transcription by RNA polymerase II; animal organ development
Cellular component (GO): nucleus
Molecular function (GO): RNA polymerase II cis-regulatory region sequence-specific DNA binding; DNA-binding transcription factor activity, RNA polymerase II-specific
Source: RefSeq, a predicted model, not a curated record